Drosophila navojoa is the source of this 2464-nucleotide messenger RNA. RefSeq names its product tripartite motif containing protein thin (gene tn). The record is from RefSeq and is a predicted model, not a curated record. Lineage: Eukaryota; Metazoa; Arthropoda; Insecta; Diptera; Drosophilidae. Gene Ontology annotation, biological process: protein polyubiquitination; proteasome-mediated ubiquitin-dependent protein catabolic process. Gene Ontology annotation, molecular function: protein binding; metal ion binding; ubiquitin protein ligase activity.
UAUUUUUCUCUCUCUUUUGCAGUGAACCAUGGAGCAAUUCGAACAGUUGUUGACGUGCUGCGUGUGUUUGGACAGGUAUCGCAUACCAAAGCUUUUGCCAUGCCAGCACUCCUUUUGCAUGGAGCCCUGCAUGGAGGGUUUGGUGGACUAUGUGAGACGCCAGGUCAAAUGCCCCGAAUGCCGUGCCGAACAUCGUAUACCCUACAAUGGCGUCCAGGCCUUUCCCACGAAUGUUACGCUGCAGCGUUUCCUGGAGCUGCAUAUCGAAAUCACCGGCGAAUUGCCAGAUCCCACCUCAGGUCAAAUCAUGGAGCGCUGCGGCGUUUGCUCCGAGAAGGCAUAUCUCUCCCACUGUGCGCACUGCGAGAAAAAGAUCUGCGAGGACUGCAAGAGCGCGCACAUGGACAUACUGCGACGUGAGAUAACCCGCUUCAAUUCACAGAUUCGUCGCAGUUUGCAUCGAUUGCAGGAUUCGCUGUCGAUCAUCGAGAAGAACACGCAGAGUCUGCAGACGAAUGCGAUUGGCGUGACAGAGGAGAUCGACGAGAUCUACAGGCGCAUAACGAAGGCCAUAAAGGACAGAACCGACGGACUCAAGGGCGAAAUCGAUCGCUAUUUGGCCGUGGAGCUGCGCAAUCUGACCACGCUCAAGGAGAACCUGGACCUGGAGAUCACCAACAUCACCAGCAAUUGCGACAUUGUGGACAAGUACAUGAACGAGACGGUCGAGUGGGACGAUUGUGAGCUGAUGGACACCAAGGAGAUCUUUCUGAAGACGGUCGAAUUUUUGCGUCACUUUGAGUACGAGAACAACGAUUACAGCCGGCGGGUGCGCUUCAUUGUGUCCAUCGAUCCCAAUCAGUUGGUGAUGAAUUUGGCCACCUUUGGGGAUCUGAACAUUGCGCCCCACUCGACGCCCAGCGGCUCGGUGAGCAGCUCCCAUCUGGCGCCGCCCAGUGCCCUGCAGCCCGGACUGAUGCGCUCGAAGAGCGAUCAUCGCUUGGCCACCCAGUUCCGGCAGCAGGAGGAGCGAGGCGGCUACAACGAUGAGCCCGUGCUCGGGGGCCGAAAGUUUGGCGAGCGGCCACAGCGCAGCGCCAACAACAACGAUCGCUAUGGCGAGAGCCGUUAUGGACGCUCCGAGUACGACUACGAGAACGACUAUGAGAACGAGCCGGCGGGACGCGGGACGAAAUCUUCACGUUUCCGUUCGCGCUUCGUGCGCUCGCACCAGAACGACGACUCGGACAGCGAGCAGCAGCAGCAGCAGCGCCAGCAGGAGAUUGAGAAGCGCAAGGAUCGCGUGCUGGACAGCGAGGAUGUGUCGCGCGGCCAGCUGAGUGGCAUAAUACGGCUCAGCGAUUGCUCGCGCGUGGUGCAGCGUCUGGCGGAGAUUGGCAAGGAGAAGAAGGAGAAGAAAUCGGAUGUAGCCGCGCAUGCCGCUCAGGCGUGCGUUCAGGCAGCCAUCCAAGCGCAGAAGGCCGCCAUGCAGCGACAGCAGCAAAAGAAUCAACAGUCGGCAGCAGCAGCAGCCGACGAAGAUGAGCUGGCGCGCCAGAAGCGCAAGAGUGCGGCGGGCAGCUCGACGGCUGGGGAAACGAGCGGCGAGCAGCGACCCAAUACGGAGCGUGUGACGGCGUUGAAGCGAGGCGGCCUGGGCGGCAGCGAGGAGAGCGACAGCAGCAGCAGCAAUCAGGCAGCGACGGCAGCAGCAGCAGCAGCAGCAGCAUCUCCAGUGCGUACAGCAACGGCGACAGCGCGAGCCGAGGUAAGUGUGAAUGAGACAAAUGAAGAAGAUGAGGAAGCAGAUGAGGAAGAUGAAGAAGAAGAAGAAGCAGCAGAGGAAGCCAGUGACAGCAGUGACAGCAGCGAAGCUGAGACUGAGACUGAAAGUGAGAGUGAGAGUGAGAGUGAGACAGAGCAACAGCCGCAGCAGCAGCAGACAGAACAACAGCAGCUGCAGCUGCCAGAGCAGGUGGAUAAUGCGACCAGCUCAGAGUAUGAAGAGGUGACAGUCAGUGAGAGUGAGGAGAGUGAGGAGGAGCAGCUGCAGGGGCAGCCAGAGCUGAGCAUGCCGGUGAUAAAUAUUGUGCCGCCAGAGAAUGAGCUGAUGGAGAAGGCGUCAGAGAAUGAAUGCAAUAUGGAUGUCAUAAGCGAUAGGCAUAUAGAGCCGGAGAUUGAGGAGAAGCAGGAGGACGAGGAAGUGAAAGUGGAAGUAGAAAAAGAGGAAGAGGAAGAAGAGGAAGAGAUUACAGAUGAUGAGGAGGAGGAGGAAGAGGAGGAGGAGGAGGAGGAGAACGAGGUGGAUGAAGAAAAUGAGGCUGAGGCAGAGGUAAAGGCAGAGCCAAUUGCAGAAGCAGCAGCUGUUGAGCAGGAAGAUGAGGAUGAAGAGGAGUAUGUUGAGGAGGAGGAGGAGGAGGAAUAUGAGUCAUAUGAAACAGAUGAGGAUCAAACGGAAGAUUAG